Messenger RNA from Racocetra fulgida, 2835 nucleotides. Lineage: Eukaryota; Fungi; Glomeromycota; Glomeromycetes; Diversisporales; Gigasporaceae. The record is from the annotation of a GenBank genome assembly.
AGUCCACCUUCUAGAUUGAUAGACAAUAAAAAUAGCACUAUACCUGGUGAAAAGAGUGCGUUGGCCAUCUUUUAUGUUGCGCUACUCAAAGGAACAUUAUGGUAUAUACCCCCAGAGGCUGUUGAAUUUGUUGAGGCUUAUGGCGACUUUGCAAGGUUAAAUACACCAGCUGAAGAUGGCCUAGAGAACGAUGAAUUGGACAUUUUAGAAAAUGAUGCAAUCCAAAAUGAAGGAAUGGAAAAUAAUGGAAUAGGCUUACCAAAUAUCGCGCCAAUACCUGAACAAAAUGCUAACCGUCCCGAACAACUGGGAAAUAAUAAUGAUGGGGAAUUCGUUUUUCAGAAUGGCAUGCGCUUACCAUUAUUUCAGCCACAAUUACAAUUUGAGAAUUUAGAGCCAAUGCAACAACCUGAAAUUGAACCUGUACAGAAUCAAAUGCAAGAUACUGGCGAGUUACGUGUGGAAAACCUUGCACCACAAACUGAAAUGCCAGGAUUAAAUCAGAAUGAUAUUGAAUCUGAUUGGAUGGAAGAUGAAUACCAUCAGAUAAAUAAUGGCGACACACAAAUUGAAUCAAAUGUUGAAGCAAUUGAUAAAAGUCCAGUUCUUUUAUAUCAGGAUGAUUUCGAAGGUGAUAAGAAUUCAGGCAGUAUCCAGUCUAUUUCAACAUCAACAUCAUCAGUACCUCAUCCAACAUGGGAUAAUGAACAAUCAAAUGAUAGUGGUAGUAAAUCUAUUGUGGCAGAUGUGCAACAACCUCCUUUUUAUGUUCCGUACGCAGCAACAGGCACAAGACUCUCUAUAUCUGAUUACAUGGAUGAAAUAAAUCAAAAGGACGAAGAUGAAUCUUUGGCUCAAUCUGAUUUUUUGACUGGAUCUUCUAAAAGUGAUGAAUUGCCCUCAUCAUCGCAAAAGUUACCAUCGCUUGCUUCAAACAACUCCAAUUUGGGACAAUUUGAGUCAAAAUGUGUCGAUACUGAACGAGAUGAUGAGGCAAAAAGUAAAUCCACACAAAAUUUUUCAUCAACUUCAAAGACAUCUUCUGGGCAGUAUAAUAUUGGUAAUCUCGGAGGAACUCGAAGAAUACGACCAAUUAGUAAAGUGAGAAGGGUGGGUGCCCCAACUCCGGGGUUAUUAAAUACUCAAAAGCUCGGUGCCACAUCAACAAAUCCCUCAUCUUACGACAAUGAAGAAACUGUUAAUGGUACUUCUUCAAUGGAUUUAAACUACCAUAAAGUUUCUUCAACUAAAGAAUCGCCUUCUGAUAACAACGGUGAUUAUGAAGAAGCAUCAGAAACAUCAGAUAGUGACGAAGAUAAUGAAGAUAUAAAUCUUCAAGAAAAGUAUCCGAGAGAAGUUGGCACAGCCUACAGCCCUUCAAGAGAUAUAACAAAUGGAAAUGUUUAUUAUGCUGAUGAUUCAGCAUUCCCCCUGCAUCGCAUUCCUAAGAAUGGUCAGAAUUCAUCGGUUACUAACCUUUUUGGAAACAAUAAUCCAAUUGAAAGGGAAAAUGCUGAACAAGGAGGAGGACCUGUGGAUGUAAUAGACGGUGGCGACAACGGUCAACCUGAUCCUGGCUUGGAUGUUAAUAAUGUUCAGCAACAAGCAAGACAAGAACAGCAAGCUGAUACAAUUUGGACACAAAUUUGGAAUUGGAUCGCCAACGUUUUGAAUGAUAUACCUGAUCUCAAUAACGAAGCACAAGAUAACGAUCCACAAGCUGUCAAUGGUAAUCAAGUUGCUAUGAAUCCACCCAUUGGCCCAGUAAGAAGAGAGCCUAAUGCGGAAGCACCUGUUUUUCCUGUUCCUGUAUUUAAUGAAGCUAUCGAUGUUCCGGUUGCUGGUCCUGCUUUAGGCCUUGAACCAGAAGAGGAAGAGGAAGAAAACGUUGCCAACGAAGACCUUGAAGGAGUUUUAGAAGCCAUUGGCAUGAGAGGCUCUUUGUGGAUGCUUGCUCAAAACUCUGCAUUGAUGGCAGUACUAAUUGCUUUAUGCCUAUUUGACACGUCCUUAAUGAUUUAUGUACAAGACAUUACAAACCAAUCUCGAUACAUUAUCGCUCAUUCUGCAUCUCUGUUGACACAAAUUACCUCCACUUCUGGAAAAAUAACAAACGGUACCGUUAUAGAUAGUAAUGUAAAUCAUAUUUCUGAGUUUCUCGAAGGCCAAAAUUUAACAGUACUUGUGAAAAUAAUUGAUCGGUGGAAUGGAUUUGCUUACGGUAAUACACCAACGGACAAGAUUGUUGCAUUUUUUGUCGCUAUUGAAUUGUUAAUUUUCCCCAUUAUAUGUGGUAUCUUGUUGGAUUUAUCUACUUUACCACUUUUCCCUGACGCCACCCCAACAUCUCGCUUGGAGUUCUACCUCGAAUCACCUGUCACUUCAACAUUUCUUCAUUGGUUUACUGGCACUGCAUUUAUGUUUCAUUUUGCGGUGUUUGUUUCUCUCUGUCGUGAAAUUGUUCGUACUGGCGUAAUGUGGUUCAUUCGUGACCCAAAUGAUCCGCAAUUCCAUCCAAUCAAAGAAAUUUUAGAAAGACCUGCACCAAUCGUUGAUAAUAAUGCUAUUGAAAAUGAUGAUGUUGCUUUCGUGAAAGAUGGCGGGUUUGUUCGAGCACCAAGUUAUGAUGCCGUACCCGUAGAACCAGGAAAACGGAUGCUGAUACCUGUUACUGAAGACGGCGUCACUCUUGAAUGGUUAAUACGGAAAUGUCAAGCUUUCGCUGAAAAACGAGACCGUUAUGCUGAUUGGGCUGAUAUAAAGCAACCAAAUGAGCAAGCUGGAAAUGACAGUAAUGCUCGUAAUAAUCCUAAUAAUGCCUCAUUGGCAGCAUAG